Molecule: messenger RNA, 930 nt
Organism: Neospora caninum
Lineage: Eukaryota; Apicomplexa; Conoidasida; Eucoccidiorida; Sarcocystidae
Product: putative ubiquitin thiolesterase protein
Exons: 4
Coding region: 1-930 (309 amino acids)
Biological process (GO): protein K48-linked deubiquitination
Cellular component (GO): nucleus
Molecular function (GO): ubiquitin binding; cysteine-type deubiquitinase activity
Source: RefSeq, a predicted model, not a curated record
AUGACGGACUCAAACGGAGGAAUCGACCCCGCUCCAGACUCCGGCACAUCAGCGGGGCCUGCAGAAGCGAAUACAACUCACGAGAGCGAAGGAGGUUCGGUGCCGGAAUGGCAACAGGAGAUCGAGAGCCAACCCCUUGUCGGGGCAGUGGAGAGCCUGGACUGUCUUUUGCGGGAUUUCGAAGGCAACGCUGCACUCUGUGCAAAGGCCCAGACGUUCAUUAAGGAGCAGCAAAAGAGAAGGGACGUUUCUUUCAGCGCGAGUCGAACGCCAGGAGAUGGAGCGAGAGGCGCGGAGGCGGACGAGGGGAGGGUGGGAGGUUCAGGGGAGGACUCUGUGCAGGGAACUGAGGGCGCGUGGGCAAUGCGGAGAAUACGCAAAGACGGCUGCUGCUUUUAUCGCGCGUACAUGUACGGCGUUUUCCUCUACUUUCUUCGCCAACGCGAGAGUAUCAAAGUCUUCAUCAGACGGAUCAACGAGGAACUUCUGCCCCAGGUCCACGAAGUCAACGUGGGCGCAGAAACCGUGGCGGACUUCGCUGAAGAAACCGUGGAGAACUUGCAGAAGCUGGAGUCCCCUGAAGCCAGCAUGCAGACGCUCGACGACAUCUUCAACGACACAUGCAGCAGCAAUUACAUUGUUGUUUUCGCGCGUCUGCUCGCGUCGACGCACAUUAAGUUGAACAGUGAACUGUACUUGCCGUUCCUGACCGCGUAUGCCACAGUGGAAGAGUACUGCUCCCACGAAGUGGAUCCGAUGUGGGUGGAGGCUGAGCAACCUCAAAUCAUGGCGUUGACGGCGAUGACACAGAUGCCUGUGGAGAUCGUCUAUUUCGAUCAGUCGCCCGGCGAGGAGCCAGGUAAGUGUACAUGCCGAAUCAUUUGUAGUCUUUCGUUGCUUCGCCUCCAUUGUUUAGACUAUUCCCGUUAG